CUGACAUUGCUCACAGAAGAAAUGACUUUGAGACCAAUGGCUGUGGUACAAGCACUACAGUGGUCCCUUCUACUACUAGCACUGCAGAGACGGAGAUGGCGGCCUUAUGGGAAACACUGCUGCUUCUGCUCGCCAACCUCUUCUGGGGAGCCAUCGCCGCGAGGCCGUGCUCAGGCUCAGGCUCAGGCUCGGCUUCGGACAUGAACUAUUGCCUUAGCUGGAGGGUGGCGGUGGAAGCUAACAACGCCCAGGCCUGGCGCACCGUUCCUGCACAAUGCACUCGCUACGUCGAGGACUACAUGCUCGGAGGCCAAUACAACAGGGACCUUGACACGGCCAUCGACCAGAUCUUUAUCUACCUCAAUGGAACCCUUGCAGCUGAUGAUGGCAUGGAUGCUUGGAUCCUCGACGUCGACGACACAUGCCUAUCGAAUCUUCUGUACUACAAGGACAAGCAUUUUGGAGGAGACCCAUAUGAUCCUCUGGCAUUCAAGAGCUGGGCUCAGAAAGGGGUUUGUCCGGCGAUUCCUGCAGUCCUUCAGCUGUAUAAAAGGCUGAUAGAAAAAGGCUUCAAAGUCUUUCUUCUCACUGGAAGAGAUGAAGUGGUGUUCAGCUCAUCAACAUCUCAGAAUCUGCAUGCGCAGGGGUUCACGGGACAUGAGAGGUUGAUACUGAGAAACCAAGCUUACAGAGGACAGGGUGCAGCAGUGUUCAAGUCUGCCAUCAGGAAGCAGCUGGUGUCAGAGGGCUACCGGAUUCGAGGGAACAUCGGGGAUCAGUGGAGCGACUUGUCAGGAGAUUGCAUUGGCAACCGCUUAUUUAAACUGCCUAAUCCCAUGUAUUUUGUUCCAUGAGAGAGUUUGUUGCUCAUCGAGAAGUGUAGAUUGUCAUCCUCUCUCUGGUGCACAGGAACAGUAUCAAUGUUCUGCACAAUUCAAUAAAGCUACAAUAUUGUCAUA
Musa acuminata subsp. malaccensis (wild Malaysian banana) is the source of this 959-nucleotide messenger RNA. Its product is annotated as acid phosphatase 1. Gene Ontology annotation, molecular function: acid phosphatase activity. NCBI's taxonomy places the organism in Eukaryota, Viridiplantae, Streptophyta, Magnoliopsida, Zingiberales, Musaceae. The record is from RefSeq and is a predicted model, not a curated record.